CGACCAACACCUUCAGAAGGCUGCCUGCUAAUCAUGGUGAGCUUCGCAGACCUUGCAGUACACAGAGGUAAAGAGCGAAGAAGCUGGCCGGCGCCAGAUUCGUCUCCGCUCGACUUGGCUUAGACCGUCUGCGAGCGCGAGCUGCCUAUGGUCUGACAACAGGACCAGGACAGACAACAGCACCUCCUCAUCGAUCUCCCUUCGCAUGGCCUUCAUCCUCAGUUCUUCAUCACAUGUGCGGGCGCUAAUCAGCCUCUUGCUCGUCUUCCUCCCGCGCAGGCUCUCUCCGACCGCCUUGUGGGCGGUGUCAUGCUCCUUGUAGCCUCCUUCGUCUUCACCUACUACACCCUUUGGGCAUUCGCAACGCCCUUCCUAUCCAGCCAAUCCUCUUUCCACUCGUUCUUCCCUCCAAGAGAAUGGGCCGUCCGCGGCCCUGCGCUUCUCCUCGUCGUAGGUCUGGGUGGAAUCGGCGCUUUUGUUGGCAAGGUCAUGAUGGCGGAGGAGAGGAAGAGGAAGGAGAAGGCUAGGAGGCAGAAGCAGGGUUGAAGAGC
This is a messenger RNA of Jaminaea rosea, 551 nucleotides long. RefSeq lists its product as hypothetical. The record is from RefSeq and is a predicted model, not a curated record. Gene Ontology annotation, cellular component: dolichol-phosphate-mannose synthase complex; endoplasmic reticulum membrane. The coding region runs from base 310 to 546 and encodes 78 amino acids. Gene Ontology annotation, biological process: GPI anchor biosynthetic process. NCBI's taxonomy places the organism in Eukaryota, Fungi, Basidiomycota, Exobasidiomycetes, Microstromatales. The transcript has 2 exons. Gene Ontology annotation, molecular function: enzyme regulator activity.